Messenger RNA from Phoenix dactylifera (date palm), 2381 nucleotides. Lineage: Eukaryota; Viridiplantae; Streptophyta; Magnoliopsida; Arecales; Arecaceae. The record is from RefSeq and is a predicted model, not a curated record.
CGGGUGUCAAGUCGGGCGCCCGCGUGGAGGCCGUUUUGGCGAAAUCUCUUGUGGUACGCUAGGGCUUGCGAGAGCUCCGCGGAACUGUUAUCCGGCGACGGCGGGAGGAGGGCGAUGGAGGAAUCCUGGAGGAUUCUCGAGUUCUACAGCGGCAUCGGUGGAAUGAGGUACUCGCUGAUGAGGGCUGGGAUUCGAGGGGUGGUGGUGGAGGCGUUCGAUAUCAACGACAAAGCCAACGACGUCUACGAGCACAACUUCGGCCAUCGCCCCUUCCAGGGGAACAUUCAGACCUUAACUGCUAUUGAUCUAGACAAAUAUGGAGCACAUGCAUGGCUUCUUUCCCCUCCAUGUCAACCAUACACACGACAAGGUCUUCAAAAGGGCUCAGCUGAUGCACGAGCAGUUUCUUUCAUCAAGAUCCUAGAGCUUAUUCCACAUAUGCUGCACCCUCCAUUACUGUUAUUCAUGGAAAAUGUUGUUGGGUUUGAGACAUCAAAUACUCACAAGCAGAUGAUAAAAGUUCUGACAAGAGUUGGUUUUGUCACUCAAGAAUAUAUCUUGAGUCCGUUGCAAUUUAAAGUGCCAUAUUCUAGGCCUCGGUACUUUUGCCUGGCAAAAAGGAAGCCCUUGUCUUUUCAGCACCCAUCUUGUAAUAACCAACUGCUUCGGACUCCCCCUUCACACUUGACAUCAAGCAGUACCAUACCAAAGGAUAGGCACCAUUUCUCUGAUGGACAGGAAGAGUUUGGCAUAUCUUGUGAACCAAUAAGAAACUUUCUAGAAGCACAAACUUCAUAUAAUCCUCAGCCAGAGUAUGCUGGAGUCAGUUUCUGCCUCAAGUGUAAUGUCUGUCCAGCGAAUUGUGAAAAGAACACUGAUGAUGCUUUAGUCAACAGUGGUGCACCUCAAGACAUAGAAAAUACCAAUAUCCGCACUGGCAAUAUUGUUGAAGAGGUUGAAGGUGCUAAGGAAGACAAAAUUGCCUUGGACAAGUAUGCAGUUCCAAUAAGUUCUAUUGAAAGGUGGGGAAAUGCCAUGGAUAUUGUGUACCCUGACUCCAAACGCUGCUGUUGUUUCACAAAAAGUUAUUAUAGAUAUGUGAAGGGAACAGGCUCUUUACUGGCGACCUCUGAAAGCAUCAACUCAAAGCCAGCAAAAAAGCUUGAAAUUUCCUCCUUAAAAGAGUUGUGUCUUCGAUUUUUCACACCCAGAGAGGUAGCAAAUCUGCAUUCUUUUCCGGCGGAUUUCCACUUCCCACCACACAUAGGCCUUCGACAACAGUAUGCCUUGUUGGGGAAUAGUCUAAGUGUAGCAGUCGUGGCUCCCUUGCUCCAGUAUCUAUUCACUGAACCUACAUAAAUUGCAAAAAAUGCCUGUUUUAGCAAAGGGCAACUUUGAGCUUGUUUGUCUCCGGAACAUUGAUGAUGAGUCUCUUCCUGAAAUUUAAUAUCCUAAUGACCAAGCCGCAAGGAUAAACUGAGACAGAAUUUUGCAGACUAUUUCUGGAUUAUCUUUAUGGUAAACAUAUAAGUGCUGCCCCUCAGAUCCGCCAAUAAGCAGUUAACUGCGCUUGUCUGACAUCCAUGCAGGUUUAAGUGCAGUUCGAUUGGUAUCUGAUAGGCUGGCCGCCAUAUUGAUUUGUAAUGUGAUCUACAGAUGCAUACUGCUAGACGAAAAGAAAGCUACAUUUGAUAGAUACAUCUUUGAGAUAGUGGCUAAUAGUGAAGAUAUAGGCAAAAAGUUUCUUUUUCCUACGUCUACUGCAUGGAGUCAUGAUUUGCUGAUUCAGCUGACUACCCAACUUUCUGAUGGAAGAGGUUGUUCAGAAUCCAUCUAUCUCUGCAAAUUUAAAUGUUAAAUUUUGCUGAGAAGCUCUCUCUAGGAGCACAUCAAGAGAUGUUUGAGGUUCAAAAUCAUUCAUACUGUUGGAGGCAGCUAUUUAUGUUUUUGUAUUCAUUUAACUAGCUAUUGUGACAUUUGUUGGAUCCAAAUCCAGUUGUGGAUAGGCCCCUUUGCAGGAGAUUUUCUGUUUGAGCUUCUUGUCGUAUCAUCAGUUGUCUGUUUUACUUGGUGAAGAUUGUGUGCAUCUGUGCCCGCAUGUCAACAGCAUGUGCUUUCCAUGAAUACAGGUCAGAGAAAGGGUUUGGGACUGGGUCUUUGCGGGGGUUGGGACCGUGGAAGUAUUAGUUUUCCUUGGAGACGAGACUGCACUCCGGGAUGUUAUUAACUUAUUAUUUGAAAGCUACAUUUGCGUAUUUAAAACUUUUUAACUGUUUGUUUUAACGAUCAUCUGUUCCACUGUAAUUGGAUUACAUGCAAUUCAAAUACAGGCUGUAAUUGACAUCUAGUUGGAAAAGUUAUUCAUGUUUAGUUGUUUGUAA